Molecule: messenger RNA, 3178 nt
Organism: Marchantia polymorpha subsp. ruderalis
Lineage: Eukaryota; Viridiplantae; Streptophyta; Marchantiopsida; Marchantiales; Marchantiaceae
Source: the annotation of a GenBank genome assembly
UCCCGUGCGCAGUAGCCCUAAUCGUCGACGCAGACAAAGGCAGGUGCCGAGGAAAUUCGAAAUCGACGGGCAUUCAAAAUUGUCGAGAAAUCCCGCAGUCAGAAUGCGAUUCAGAGUCUCGUGAUUUUCGCUGGACGGGCAGAAUCAAUUGAUGGGAUGGGGCUGAGCAGGAAACGGGAUGAUUCCGGGAGAUCGCCGGGCGCAAUGAAGAAGCAAAGGACUUCGGGUGGAGGUGGUGGUGGAAGAGGAGGUGGUGGUGGGCGAGGUGGGGGCAGAGGUGGAGGUGGAGGUAGGGGCGGAGGUGGUGGUCGAUUUGAGGAGGAGGAGGAGCAGCAUGGGCAGGAAUUUCGAGCUUGGAAGUCGACGGAAGGUGAGGAGGGAGAGCAUUUGUCGAGGAAGAGAUUGGAUCCUGCGACGAAGAGUUAUUUUUUGGAGAUUGCGGCUCUGGUGAAGGAUGGGGCGAACGAGGAGGAGAGGGAGAAUAUUUGUGUCAGUGCGUUGGAGGAAACCCAAGGGCAGGAGCUGCAGCUGGCCUGCGAUCCAGGGUGCGGACGAGUUCUCGAAACUCUGCUGAGCUACUGUGAUGUUUCUCACGUUGUUCAGUUUCUCCAGCGUUGCACUUUGGUUUCGGUCAGUAUGGCUGUCGAUCCUGGAGCUUCCCAUAUCUUAGAAGGUGCAUUGAAGGCAGUGGCACGAACGUUGCUCGAUGACAAUUCUCGCAAUGCGGACUGGUUCCCGACCCUGGAGUCUAUCCUCGCCGUUAUCUGCCAGGAACUUGGUUCACAGUCGGUGGAUGUGAUGUUGAAUCGAUAUGGAUCACACGUUUUCCGUUCCUUCUUGUGUCUUCUCAGUGGGGAAACUGCCGACUUUCUCGAUCAAGAGAAAGGAGGUGCCAAAUCAGCGAGGAAUUUGGGUAACAAGCUUGGGUCAUUCAGGUCUAAAGACGCAAUGCGGCCGAAAGGACUCUCGUUUCCGAAGCUUCUCCACGAUCUAGUUGGCAAGAUUUUAGAGAGUUCGAAAGGAAGCAUGGCUCAGUUGCGAGCGGAUGAGUGUGGGAGUCCAGUAUUACAGGGACUACUGAAAGCUUUGCAAGGAAACCAGGAGGCAAUCACACAGGCGAUCGCAGGGAUGUUAGAUUGCGAGACCGGUGGUAAGGAGGGUUUUGUUUUGGAAAAAGCUCCUGUGGAGGGAAUUGUCGCUGCAAUGGAAGAUCGCAGUAGUAGCCACCUUAUGGAGGUCAUUAUCCAGAGCGCACCUAAUCCUCUGUACGUGGAGAUUUUUCAAAGAUUUUUUAGGAAGCGUAUGCUGCAGCUGUCACUACAUCAGUCUGCGAACUUUGUCGUCCAAGUGCUGAUAUCAUGUGCCAGGCACGAAGGCCAGGUCAACAUGAUUUUUGAGGAACUAGAAGGGCACUUCACCGAUAUCGUGUUUGAGAAGCGAGCCGGUGUUAUCGCUGCGCUCAUUUCUGCAUGCGGUCGUUUCAACACCAAACAACGAGAAGUAUGUCGAGCCCUUGCAGUGGCAAUCAAUUCAAACAAAGCUUCACCGGUGGAUCUUGUGCCUCGUCUUUUGCACCUCGAGAGUGCGAAAAACGGAGCAUUUCCAGCAGACUUGGACUCUUUAUCUGACAGCAAGAUGUCAGUCAUCGGUUCCAUCAUUCUUCAAACAAUUUUGAGUUUCCCCAAGGAGUGCAGUCAGCAGUUCUGUUCAAGCAUUGCUGCUCUUGAAACUCUCAGCUUAUUACAUGCUGUAAGAGACCCAAGUGGGAGUCGUGUUUUGGAAGCCUUUCUUGAGUCUUCCGCUGCGCCGCCGAAGCAUAAGCACCGAAUAAUUUCCAAGUUGGAGGGUCACUUCGCAGAAAUGGCACUUCAUCCUAUCGGUUGUUUCAUUGUGGAAAAGAGCUAUACAGUAGCGGAUAUCAAACUCAAGGAGAGAAUUGCCGCUGAGCUGGCACCUGUGCAGGCAGAAUUAGCGAAGAGUCGAUACGGGGCACGCAUAUCAAGACGAUGUGACAUUAUCGGAUAUAGUAAGAAGCCAGAGCAAUGGCGAUCAAAAGAAAGCACAAAGCAAAGCACCCAUAAGGCUUUUUCGGAGUUAUUCAGCUCAGUUGCCGACCCUGAGCACGCGGAGAAUAGAGAGGUGACCAAUACACCUCAAGAUGUCGAAGAAGAGAGAGAGCCGACAGGCUCCAAGGGUUCACAGGGUCAGAAACAGAAAAAGGUCCUACCUCAAGAUAUGGACCUUGACUUGGAGGGACCGAUGGCUCAAUUAGGUUUCAGCUUCGCCAUUACGAAGUCCAAAAACAAGAAGAGUGCAAAGCCUAGUGAAGCCAUUGUUCCACUAGGUGCAAAGGACUCUUCGAAAGAUGAUCUUAUAAGCAGUAUAGGCCAAGUAGAAGAAAAAGCAGGGAAGAAAGGGAAGGAAGCAAGGUCUCAAGCAGGAUUUGAUGACAUCGAUCGUCUUUUUGAUCGGAAAAAGGUGGACAAAAAGGAUAAGAAAGGCAAGAAGCGCAAGCAUUCUGCGGAGGGAGGAACUGCAGAACCAAGUCAGAGUGUGGCAGGCAUGGUGGAUGAAAAGCUAGAAGAUCCCUCCUUAAAAGGAGUAAUGGGUGCCCUUGAAACGAAGAGCAAGAAGAAGAAAAUGAAGUCGGGUGUAAACGACCCCGAAAACGUAGACCUUAGCGAGCAGAAGAAAAAGAAGAAACAGCUUGUAAUGAUGUAAGGUAAUCAUUGAGCCGCCAAAAUAUGGCCGAAGUUUUGACCUCCCGGCUUUUACAAGAAAGGUUGUCUUCGUCCGUUGUUCCCAACUGAGGAGAGGCGUCCCUUCAAGUCAGAAACGAGUCAAUUCACUGUGGUUUAGGAUUGGUUUUAUCUGACGAGUACCGUAGAAUCCAAUCUUUUAGAUUCUAAGUAGGAAUAUAGUCAUAUACGCAAUUGAGCGCGUACAUGAUGUCGGAGUUGUUAAGAAUAGUGUUCACAUGACAUGAUGAGAGCGUUGGAGAUCAAGUAGCAUAGAUUUGCUGCCUCGCAUGGAAUCUCCUGGUCCGCCAGGCCCGUUCCGUUGUAAGACUGUACCAACAGUUUUUUUUUCACAUGGACUCACGAAUAGCGUCACAUGGCUGCUUUCAAUACACAGGUUUUAAGAAGCGCCAAGUUUUUCGCAGAGUUUCCCGAACCUG